Cyphellophora attinorum is the source of this 645-nucleotide messenger RNA. RefSeq lists its product as uncharacterized. The coding region runs from base 1 to 645 and encodes 214 amino acids. The transcript is spliced from 3 exons. The record is from RefSeq and is a predicted model, not a curated record. Lineage: Eukaryota; Fungi; Ascomycota; Eurotiomycetes; Chaetothyriales; Cyphellophoraceae.
AUGCCAGCAGCGAUCUCGCCUACUGCCGAGCCGGGCCUCUUCUAUAUCAUCAGUCAGCCGAAGGCAGGGUGCGAGGAAGAAUACCACGAGUGGUAUAACACGGAGCACGGUCCGCUGCGAUUGCAGCUGGGUUUUGUGAGGAACGGGUAUCGUUACAGGUGUAUAGAUGCCGAUUCGAAGGCUUUUCUGGCGAUAUAUGAUCUGGCGAGACUAGCUGGUCUGCAAGAGCCAGCCGACAAGAUAGACUGGAUCGAUCGAAGAGUGUACAGGGACGUGUCGAGCAGAGGGCGCAGUGAUGAUCCUGCUCCGGUGAUCAUGACAGUGUCGUUGCUAGUGAGAGAUGACCUUGUGCCUGAGGUGCAUCGGUGGUAUGAGAAGGAGCACAUACACGACCUAAGUCGAAUACCUGGCUGGCGGCGCAGUCGGCGCUUUGAGUUGCUCGAGGCAGAUGAUCUUCGUCCUGGCUAUACCGAGCUGCUAGCUGUGCAUGACUUCGACAAGAUCAAUGGACUGGAUGGGCCGGAGCACAUGGCAGGCAGAGCGAAGCCCUGGCGGAAUCAGAUCAUGGCGCAGGUCGAGCGUCGGGUUAGCAGGCGGUUUGAGUACUUCCAUGAGUUUCAAGCGUCGGAUUAUCGAGAACCAUAG